AUGGCUUGGAUUGACCUAAAAUUCAGCGGACAGUCAGUCCUACCCUGGAAGCCACCGAAACACAUACUCAAUGGGAUCAGCGGAUCGAUAGAUUUCGGGAGCCUAACCGCCCUUAUGGGGCCCUCCGGGUGCGGAAAGUCUACUCUAUUAAAGUGUAUUAACGGCCGAAAUAUGGAGGGCUUAGACUUGGGCACCAAAGUCUACCUAAGCUCAGCGAAAAAAAUCCGCUCCUGUUUUAUAGUGCAGGACAUAAAGGAGCACCUGGUGGUCGGGUUAACCGGCAUCCAGUCCCUCAUGUAUGCCUCGAAGCUGAAGAAUGCCGGAGAGCACCAGGAGGUGAACCAUAGGAAGUACGCUCGAAAACUGCUGUCCGACCUCUCGAUAGGUGACACCGAGGGUACAAAUGUGGAGAACUGUUCGGGCGGUGAGCAGAAACGACUGGCCAUCGCCCAGGAGCUCAUGGCCCUCAGGAAGCCUAACCUCAUGUGUAUAGACGAGCCCACAAGCGGUCUGGAUAGCAAUUCCGCCGAAAUUGUAGUACAAGUGCUGAAGCGGUUGUCCCGACAGCACGAGAUCGCGAUCGUCACGAGUAUCCAUCAGCCAAAUUACGACACUCUCAUGAUUUUCGAUGGGGUGUAUGUGUUGGCUAAGGGAGGCCUAUCUGUCUACUCCGGACCCCCUCUGGAGGUGCGCGCCCACCUAAGCGCGGCUCAUUUUGAGUGUAGUGAACACCAGGUGCCCAUCGAAGUGCUGCUGAGAAUAGCCUCCAAAUACGGCUCUAAUGUCCAGCGGCUGUCCCACCAGUCCAUGAAAGCCAAGAGUGAACUGAGGCACCAGUACCUCGCGGAGGGCUACCUGGCGCCUACUGGAGUCGCCAACAAAGGGAACACCUUUCAGUUGCGGCAAAUGUGGUAUCUAUUGGCCCGGAAUAUAACCUGUCAGCUCCGGUCCCAAUGGAAACUCCUUUCCGUUCAGUUUGUGUUCAUUCAGGCCAUCGGUUUACUACUGACCCGUCUGUACAACAAACACAUCGGCGAACCGGACGGGUGUUUCUCAUUAGCCAUGAAAGCGAACGCCAGUUGCGUAAAGACCGUGGAGGGGCUCCGGGAGGAGAGCCUACUGUUCCAGAACCUCCUGUACCUGUACUUCUCGGGCGUUUUGUUGAUGAUAUUGGUGUCGGUGUCGACUGUCCUCCUGUUCUCGUCGGAGAUCAAGAUCUUUAUGAACGAACGCAUGAACGGUUGGUACAGCACCGGCUCCUACUUCAUGGCUAAAAAUAUCUCAGAAAUACCGACUUUCUUAGCCAUUGUCAUCACAUUUGCACUCAUGGUCUACAAACUCAUCCCACAGAUCGACGACAACCAUCGUUUGGUAGGCUUUCUGGCGGUGAUUUUAGGCGGCGCCUUUAGCGCCCAGAGUCUCGGCUUUCUAGUAGGCAUAGUCACCAAUGGGAACUUCCGGAUGGCCAUCAUCAUGGAGAUUGGCCUACUAAUAAUGCACGUGUUUUUGAGCUUUUUCGUGCCCAUACAAGAGCUCCCGGCGCUCGUGCGGCUCGUCCGGAGCAUGUCGUUCGUGACGCAGACCUUUCAGAUGCAUUUGUAUAUCAUAUACGGGUUCGACAGGUGCCCGGAGGGGACGGUAUCAUCGAUUUUGUAUCAAAAUGAUUUGCUGGAUGAGCGCGACUUUUGGCGUAAUGUGCCAUUACUUAUAUCCCAAGGGCUGGUGCUACGGGUGCUGGCGUUUUGGGCACUGUAUGCCCGGACUAAUGGCGUUAGUUUGUCAUUGAGGGGUAGAUCACAGAAAAAGUCUGUGAAAACACGAUCCGAUUCAGUCGAUGAGGACUUGUAUAUGAACUACACGUCUAUAGCAGCCAUGGCUAUCGAUGGCCACCAAUGGGCUAAUUAUUGGCAAGUAUAUGGACUCGACCUCAUGAGAGUGUCCUCCAGAAACACGUCUUACCCAGUGAUGCCGUCCAAUGUCCACGAAGUGAUCGCUGAUAAGGACGAGUGCGGGAAGACAUAG
This is a messenger RNA of Oppiella nova, 2022 nucleotides long. Lineage: Eukaryota; Metazoa; Arthropoda; Arachnida; Sarcoptiformes; Oppiidae. The record is from the annotation of a GenBank genome assembly.